This is a messenger RNA of Penicillium angulare, 621 nucleotides long. Its product is annotated as adenine phosphoribosyltransferase APT1. NCBI's taxonomy places the organism in Eukaryota, Fungi, Ascomycota, Eurotiomycetes, Eurotiales, Aspergillaceae. Bases 1 to 621 code for a protein of 206 amino acids. The transcript is spliced from 2 exons. Gene Ontology annotation, cellular component: cytoplasm. Gene Ontology annotation, biological process: adenine salvage; AMP salvage. The record is from RefSeq and is a predicted model, not a curated record. Gene Ontology annotation, molecular function: AMP binding; adenine phosphoribosyltransferase activity; adenine binding.
AUGUCCUCAUCCACUCUUCCUGAUGCCUCCGCCCAAGUCCCCGGACACUCCGCCUCCAAUCCCUCCAGCACCUCCGAACUCGCCAGUCUUAAAGUAAACCUGCGCUCUGCUCUGCGCCAGUUCCCGGACUUCCCCUCUCCGGGAAUUCUGUUCGAGGAUAUUCUGCCUAUCUUCGCCAACCCUUCUCUCCAUGAAGCCCUGAUUCGCUCUCUAGAGCUCCAGGUUCUGGCCAGCAGCAACGGCCAAAAGCCCGAUGUUAUCGUCGGCUUGGAGGCUCGUGGCUUUCUGAUGGGCCCCAGUUUGGCUUUGCGUUUGGGCGCUAGCUUUGUUCCUGUUCGCAAGCAGGGCAAGCUUCCUGGUCCUUGCGUGACCCAGGGCUAUGAGAAAGAGUAUGGUACGGAUUUCUUCCAGAUGCAGAAUGAUGCUAUCAAGCCUGGUCAGAAGGUUAUUGUUGUCGACGACAUUAUCGCCACCGGUGGCUCUGCCUUCGCAGCCGGUGAGAUGAUUAAGAAGAUGGGCGGCGAACUGCUGAGCUUCCUUUUCAUUCUCGAACUCGAAUUCCUCCACGGACGUGACAAGCUUCCUGCUCCUGUCAACACUCUCCUCUCCGGCCAGGCUUAG